This is a messenger RNA of Lucilia cuprina (Australian sheep blowfly), 5190 nucleotides long. Its product is annotated as furin-like protease 1. The transcript has 11 exons. Gene Ontology annotation, molecular function: serine-type endopeptidase activity. The coding region runs from base 543 to 4844 and encodes 1433 amino acids. Gene Ontology annotation, cellular component: trans-Golgi network; Golgi membrane. The record is from RefSeq and is a predicted model, not a curated record. Gene Ontology annotation, biological process: peptide hormone processing. Lineage: Eukaryota; Metazoa; Arthropoda; Insecta; Diptera; Calliphoridae.
UCACUGUCUCAUUUUCUAAUAAUCUUUUAGCUUCGUGGUUGUGUGUUUCUUCUUAUUUCUGCAGUUUUUUUAUAGAACAGAAAUUGCAAAUACAAAUAAAAUCGGAUUAAAUUUAAAAAAUACAUUUGAAAUCAAUCAUUGAUUAAAAAUUUCAAAGAAAGUAUUCUUCGUUAAAGGUUGUGAAAGCCCAUAAGAGCCGAGUAAUAAGUAAAAAUUUUAUAUGCACGAUUAUACGCACAAACAUCCAUACAUAAGUGGAGCAAAAUUUAAUAAAUCUUCCAUUGUAAAUAAAUAAAUAAAAACAACAAAGGAAACAUUUCAUUAAUAAAAUCAAAAUUGUGUCAACGUGUUAAUUAUUUUUAGUGCUCAAUCAAACAUUAUAAAAACCUGAUAUUCAAUAAAUUGAAAAAGACCCAAAGAUAUACAUAGGUACAACCACCAAAAAAUAAGAUAUUCUACAUACCUAUGAAGACAAUAUAAGGCCAAAAGCAUAAUUCGCUUUAUUUCUUUUCUUAAAAUCCGAAAUAUUAGUAAAAUUUAAAAUGCAAAACGACGUUGUUCGAUGGUCAUCAACAAAUUGCAAUUUAUAUAGCUGUAAUAAUAAACAUUCUUAUGUAAAUAACAACAAAUUAUAUAAAAGAACUGUUCAUAAGUUGUCCUCUUGCAAAGAAGAAAAAUAUAAAAAUGUGGACAAAACAACAUCACAUGAUAUUGAGUUAUUAUCAACCAUAGCAUUUAAUGAAUCAAAAAAUUUAUCCGUCAAAUGUGAUACUAAUGUGUAUGACUUAUAUUUAGUGCAAAAUAUAGUUAACUCUAGAACAUUUUUAAAAAAGGAUAAGAACCAAAAAUAUUUCUACCAGCAAUUGAAUGGUGUUAAAGGAAGUAGACGAAGCAACAAUAAUAUUAAUAAUAGCUAUGGUACUCGUUUAGUACUUUUAUUACAAUUAAGCGUCCUAGUGAUUUUGUGUUCAUACAAUAUCGGUUUCGUGACAAGUGCCAACCUUGAGGAAAAAGUUCUUCCCAGCUCAGAUACACACAAAUAUCUACAAGGAUUGCAGGAAGAAGAAAGUUUAGACAAAAAGGCUGGACAUUAUACACAUACGUGGGCGGUACAUAUUCCUGAUGGAGAUAAAGACGGUAAAGCAGAAAAAGUUGCUAUUGAUCACGGAUUCAUAAAUUUAGGAAGGAUUUUCGACGAUCAUUAUCAUUUUGCUCAUCGUAAAGUUUCAAAGCGUUCUUUGACGGCUGCUUUGUCACAUCAAAUUCGACUAGAUGAAGAUGAUCGAGUUAGUUGGGCUCAGCAACAAAUUGCAAAAUCCCGGAGAAAGCGUGAUUUUAUACAUAUGAGGCCUUCACGUACUUCUUCUAUAUCAGCUUAUUCUAUGGUGGAUGCAGUUCCUUUUAACGAUCCAAAAUGGCCACAAAUGUGGUAUUUGAACCGCGGUGGUGACUUGGAUAUGAAUGUUAUACCAGCCUGGAAAGAAGGUAUAACUGGCAAAGGUAUUGUAGUAACAAUUUUGGAUGAUGGUCUGGAAUCUGAUCAUCCGGAUAUUAUUAGUAAUUAUGAUCCCAAAGCAUCAUAUGAUGUGAAUAGUCAUGAUCCGGAUCCAAUGCCUCAUUAUGAUUUAACAGACUCAAACCGCCACGGCACCAGAUGUGCUGGUGAGGUUGCUGCUACUGCCAACAAUACAAUAUGUGCUGUGGGUAUUGCAUUUGGUGCCAGUGUUGGCGGUGUCCGAAUGCUUGAUGGUGAUGUCACAGAUGCGGUAGAAGCACGAUCGCUUUCUCUGAAUCCACAACAUAUCGACAUAUACAGUGCUUCUUGGGGUCCAGACGACGAUGGCAAAACAGUUGAUGGUCCAGGAGAGUUAGCAUCUAGGGCUUUUAUAGAAGGAGUAACAAAGGGUAGAAACGGAAAAGGAAGCAUAUUUAUAUGGGCUUCAGGAAAUGGAGGACGAGAACUAGACAAUUGUAAUUGUGACGGUUACACAAAUUCAAUUUGGACACUGUCAAUAUCUAGUGCCACCGAAGAGGGCCAUGUUCCCUGGUAUUCGGAAAAAUGUAGUUCCACUUUAGCAACAACAUACAGUAGCGGUAGCCAAACAGAAAAACAGGUUGUUACGACGGAUUUACACCACUCAUGUACUGUCUCUCACACUGGAACUUCAGCUUCGGCGCCUUUAGCAGCGGGCAUUGCUGCCUUAGUAUUGGAGUCAAAUACCAACUUAACGUGGAGGGAUUUACAGCAUAUUGUUGUUAGAACCGCAAAACCAGCCAAUCUUAUUGAUCCUAACUGGUCUAAAAACGGAGUGGGACGUAGAGUUAGUCAUUCAUUUGGUUAUGGUUUAAUGGAUGCAUCAGCGAUGGUUAGGUUAGCGCGGCAUUGGAAAACUGUGCCGGAACAACAACGUUGUGAAAUAAACGCUCCACAUGUUGAUAAAGUUAUUCCACCUAAAGGUCACAUAACCUUACAAUUAUCAGUAAAAAAUUGCUUAAAUAUUAACUUUCUGGAGCAUGUUCAAGCUAAAAUAACUUUAACAUCACAACGAAGGGGAGAUAUUCAACUAAACCUUAUAUCGCCAGCAGGCACUAAAGUUACUCUAUUAACACCACGAGUUCACGACACUUCGCACUCUGGAUUUAAUCAGUGGCCAUUUAUGUCCGUCCAUACUUGGGGAGAAUCACCGCAUGGAAAUUGGCAACUUGAAAUACACAACGAGGGACGUUAUAUGGGUCACGCGUUGUUGAGGGAAUGGUCACUUAUAUUUUACGGCACAACACAACCCAUUUACCCUAACGAUCCUAUAUCAACUGCUCGGACUGCACUUGUUGAUAUUACAACACCGAAUUCUAGUUCCGCCAGCACCAAUUUACACCAAAUUUACUCUGCCCAAUAUCCUCGUAUGUCAAACAACAAUAACUUAAAUUUCUCAAAAUUUGGCCUGGCUGGCAAACUUUCGUCAUCGAAGUUACCUCUAAAUAAAUCAGUAUAUGUUGCUGCUAAGAGCGAUAUAAAAAAUGAUCCAUUAUUUAAAGUGAUAAAUCAAGGGCCCGUCAGUAAAAAACAACAACAGUCUUCAAAAAACACAAAAGUUAAUAAAAAUGGCAAAGGGAAAUCAGUGGAAAACAACAAGUCAAAUAAAAAUUCAAAUAAUGUCGGGAGGCCUUUGAAGCAAAAAGAAUCUUCUACACAGGUCACGCCUGGUUCACAUAAAAAUAAAUUUUACCGCAUUUCUCAACAGAAUAAAGCUAUAAGUUCAAAAUCUCAAAACCCUCUUGAUGUUAAUAUUAGACAAAAAACUAACAAACUUCAGCAAUCAAGUGAGAGAUUACAAUCCCCUGAUGAAAAAGGCCGUAAAGUAAUUGGAGACUUGCAAUCAACUUCAUCAACCAGCAUUAAUAAUGGAAAAUUGAACUCAAAAUCUGCAGCAAAGGCAACAAAACACGUAAAAGAAUCCUCAUCCACAAAACAGCCGUUAUUGAGUACCGAUGUUUUAAUUCCUAUUCGGGAAGGAUCUAGUUCUAUGCAGUCUAAUCAGCGUAUAACUAAAUUGUUCGAACGAUAUGAAAAGAUUCAAUCCAUAUUUCCAGAAUUCCAGCCUUACCAACCAAUUCUGAAAGAUAAAAAUGACAAUGCUGUUGUUUUAAAAAGCACACCUAAACAUGGACAUUUGGGAGUUGCAUCCAACAUAGGUGCAGAUGGUACAACCAUUACUAAACCUUUACGUGAAAAUUCUAAAAAAUCGUCGCCAAGUUUUGUGCCUGACAAACAAAUUUUGAAGAAGCAGCAAUUACUUUUGGCAGCGGCAGGUGUUGACGCAACACAAGUACCCAGUGUGGCCAUAUCUACAUCAAAUAAAAAACAUUCAAAUGCGCAAAUUACUCAAUGGGAUCUUAUAUUUUAUGGUACGGAGAUUCCUGCUCAACCAGAUGAUCCUACGCCUACAAAUUCUAAACAAUUUAGUCCGUUUAGAAAUGACAUGGUGCACAAUGAUAUUGACUAUGAACCCAGUGAUCAAUGGAAUAAUAUGCAACAGAUGGGAAAACCAAGUAUGAUGACUCACGACCGUACAAAUACAAGCUGUGUGAAAACCACUAUUAAUCAGCAGUGCUUAGCUUGUGCUCCACCAAACCUGUUUUACAGAGGACGAUGUUACGAUAUUUGCCCAAUUCGCACUUACGCUCUCAGUAGUUUUAACAGUGUAGAGGAGUUUAAAAAUGAUACAUUGAAAAAUAACGAAGAAAUAAACCGGCAAAAGAACAUGCAGGAAGAAGAAGAGCUACAAUCAAUUGAUCGAAAGAGAAGAAGCAUGUAUUUGAAUGGAAAUACAUCUAAAACAAGUGCACAUAAUCGAAAAAGUACAGAUUCCACAGUAAACAAUAUAAUGACCCUAAGCUGCGAGCCUUGUGAUAAAUCCUGCUUACAAUGCUACGGACCCUUAAAUUCACAAUGUAGCAGUUGUUCAUUUGGAAGUCAACUAAAACGAAUGAAACAUACAAAUGAAACUUAUUGCAUUAACUUUUCAGAGCGAAGCUCCGGAAAUGCUUUUACUAAUUUAUCAACUCGUGAAUUCAAUAUUAAUUCAAUUAUGUUACUUUUAGUUCCUUUUAUUAUUAUUGUAGUGUUAGGCAUUUCUUUAGCUUCAUAUAGAAAAGGAAAAUGUUUAUUAAUCUGCCGUCGAGAACUGAAUGACAAUGAAGAUAUCCCAACGUAUUCUUACGACAGAGUUGCUUUAUUUGCAGAAGAAGACAACCAGGAAGACGACGAUGAUAUUAAGUCGCACCCGUGUGUUAUUAAAAUGUAUACAGACGAAAAAGAAAACGAUAAACUUAUCAAUAAAUAAUAUUUAAAUAAAAAACAAUCACCCCUAUUAUGUAAGUCGUUGUCGACACAAUCGACGUCAACAGCAAUUUUUAAUCGUCGUUGUGUCGACUCAAUAUUGAUUUAAACUCGUACUAAAAGAGAUUUCUUGACUUAAAAUAAUACAAAAACAGAACAUCGGAAAUUACAAAAAAAAAAAUGUAUUUUUUCGACGUCGACUUGGUACCGACAACGAUUCACAUAAUAGGGGGAAUAUUGUACAUAUGUAUAAAUAUACUGCUAAUUUGCUGUUCGCUUUUUCAAACAGUAAUAAAAAGAACCUAUUUUCGAAAAAAGUUUUAUUUAUUUUAAGACAUUUUUAAAAUUAA